GCGGCGGGGAGCGGCGGCCGCCGCCGCCGGAAGGAUGCGGCUGCGGAUCUACAAGCGGAAGGUGUUGCUGCUGGCGCUGGCGCUGACGGUGUGCGCGCUGGCGCUGUGGGGAACCGGCGGCGGCGGGCGGAGGCGGCAGCAGCAGCAGCAGCAGCAGCAGCGGGGCGGUACCGGUACCACCGGGGAGCCGCCGCGGGUCAGCGAGCCGCCGCCGCGCCGCCCCGCCGCUAACGCCUCGGCUGCAUCGCUGGCACUGCCGCUGCUCACCGAGAACGGGACGCUGAGUUACCGCUCGCUCGUUUACCGGCUGAACUUCGACCAGCCGGUGCGGAACGCCGGGCGCUUCCCUGCGCGGGCCGCCGCGGCGGACGUGGUGCUGGUGGUGCAGGUGCACGAUCGAGCCGAGCACCUGCGGUUGCUGCUGGAGUCGCUGCGGCGGGCGGCGGGCGUGGAGAACGUGCUGCUGGUGCUGAGCCACGACCUGUGGGCCGAAGAGCUGAACCAGCUGGCGGCACGCGUGGACUUCUGCCCCGUCCUGCAGAUCUUCUUCCCCUUCAGCAUCCAGCUCUACCCCCGCGAGUUCCCUGGCCACGACCCCCGCGACUGCCCCCGCGACGUGGGCAAGGCGGCGGCCCUGCGCCUGGGCUGCAUCAACGCUGAGUACCCCGACUCCUUCGGGCACUACCGUGAAGCUCGCUUCUCCCAGACCAAGCACCACUGGUGGUGGAAGCUGCACUUCGUCUGGGAGCGGGUACGGGCGCUGCGGGAGCACACUGGGCCAGUCCUCUUCCUGGAAGAGGACCACUACCUAGCACCCGACUUCUACCACGUCCUCAAAAAGCUUUGGGCCCUGCGUGAGCGGGAGUGCCCCGAGUGCCAGAUCGUUUCCCUGGGCACCUACAGCCCUAUCCGCGGCGGCUUCACUGGCCGAGCCGACAAAGUGGAGAUGAAGACAUGGAAGUCCACCGAGCACAACAUGGGCAUGGCCUUCGGCAGAGACACCUACCAGAAGCUCAUCGAGUGCACAGAUGCCUUCUGCACCUAUGAUGACUACAACUGGGACUGGACUCUGCAGCACUUGACUGUCUCUUGUCUUCCAAAGUUCUGGAAAGUGCUGGUUCCUGAGAUCCCCAGGAUUUUUCACACGGGGGACUGUGGCAUGCACCACAAGAAAUCCUGCAGACCAUCCACCCAGAGUGCCAAAAUCGACUCUCUCUUGAACAGCAACCAACAGUACCUGUUUCCUGAAACAAUGAGUAUCAGUAAAAGGUACUCCAUGGCUCCCCUUUCCCCUCACGUGAAAAACGGAGGCUGGGGAGAUAUUAGGGACCACGAACUCUGUAAAAGUUACCGCAGACUUCAGUGAGGAUCGUUCUCACAGCCUUUUUUCUUUUUGAGUUGUUCCGUACUGUCUUUUCCAGGCACACACAUGUAUAAAAAGCAUUUAUGAGUUGGUUUCUGCUUUAAUAUGAAUAAACAUUCUUGUAAAAGGUGUCCCAAAAUAGUAAUCUUUCAUGUUCGACAGGGACAUUUUGGAAACAGGUUACCUGCUGCCGCUGGCUGCAGCCCCCACGCACAAAUGACUGCUGCGGUGCUUACUGGGAGGAGGAGAAAACUUGUGUUUAGGUGCAUCUUUCCUGAUGUGUGCAGUGCUCUGUGAUGGGGAUCUUCCCCCAGCCAGGGCAGAGCUGGGGAUGGUGACCCAGCCGGCAUUCCUCUGCCGGCAGUACUAGCACCUCCUGCCAUCCCCUUGUGCCCGUGUCUGGGUUUGGUUGCAAGGUGUUGAUGAAUAUAUGAAGGAAAAACGUAAUUGUUUUUACUACAAUGUAGAUACAUAUACGAUUUUUUUAGUUGUGCUGAAAUAAAAUUCCAUUGUUUUGUAA
Molecule: messenger RNA, 1883 nt
Organism: Melopsittacus undulatus (budgerigar)
Lineage: Eukaryota; Metazoa; Chordata; Aves; Psittaciformes; Psittaculidae
Gene: MGAT2
Product: alpha-1,6-mannosyl-glycoprotein 2-beta-N-acetylglucosaminyltransferase
Exons: 1
Coding region: 35-1366 (443 amino acids)
Biological process (GO): oligosaccharide biosynthetic process; protein N-linked glycosylation
Cellular component (GO): Golgi stack; Golgi membrane
Molecular function (GO): alpha-1,6-mannosylglycoprotein 2-beta-N-acetylglucosaminyltransferase activity
Source: RefSeq, a predicted model, not a curated record